Messenger RNA from Chaetomium globosum CBS 148.51, 99 nucleotides. RefSeq lists its product as uncharacterized. The record is from RefSeq and is a predicted model, not a curated record. Bases 1 to 99 code for a protein of 32 amino acids. The transcript has 2 exons. NCBI's taxonomy places the organism in Eukaryota, Fungi, Ascomycota, Sordariomycetes, Sordariales, Chaetomiaceae.
AUGCGCCCGUCUCCCCGCGCGUGUGCUCUGGCCUCCCUCCCCGCUUGGGAGUGCGAUGCUGUCCAUGCCGAUGCUCAUGCCGCUGCCCAUGUCCGAUAA